AAUCUAUUGAUGAACGCAAUACACAAUUAUGACUGACAGCUCCAGUAGUGGUAAAAUAGAUAUAAAUGGUUAUACCAUUUGGUACGAGAGGUUCGGAAGUGGACCCAAACCAGUGCUUCUCAUACCCGGUGCUAUAGGGACGGGAAGAACGGAUUACUGGGAACAGGUGGAGGGCGAGGACGCUCUGGACUUGGAUGCCUUUACCCUGAUUGCGGUCGAACCCAUGGGUUGGGGCCGAUCGGGUCCACCCGCGCGACGCUAUGACAUCAAUAUGUACAACAAGGACGCAGACAUCUAUGAGACUCUCAUGAAGCAUUUGGGAUAUAAGCAUUAUUCGGUGAUCGCGUGGUCAGACGGAGCAAAGAGUGGCAUAACUCUAGCCAUCAAAUACUCGGAUUCAGUAAACGCUAUUGUAUUAAUCGGAGCGUCCAUUUGCGCGUCCAGACAAGCCGUUCAGUUCCUCAAUACCAUUAUUAAGACAGAGGAUUGGAGUGCGGAUCGACUUAACUCUUACCUCAGGAGUUAUGAAAGUCGUGAAAAGAUACAGGACUUGUGGACCAGAUAUGUUAAGUCUACGGAAUAUCACGACCAGUACUUCGGCAAUGAU
This is a messenger RNA of Medioppia subpectinata, 607 nucleotides long. NCBI's taxonomy places the organism in Eukaryota, Metazoa, Arthropoda, Arachnida, Sarcoptiformes, Oppiidae. The record is from the annotation of a GenBank genome assembly.